This is a messenger RNA of Ctenopharyngodon idella (grass carp), 1602 nucleotides long. RefSeq names its product GRB2 related adaptor protein a (gene grapa). The transcript has 5 exons. Gene Ontology annotation, molecular function: protein binding. The record is from RefSeq and is a predicted model, not a curated record. Bases 453 to 1097 code for a protein of 214 amino acids. Lineage: Eukaryota; Metazoa; Chordata; Actinopteri; Cypriniformes; Xenocyprididae.
AGAUAAACUUGCCUACAAAUGACACAUCUGCUCAUAAAACGUCAGUCUGGAAAACACAUACGUGUUAUUCUUUACUUGUAAUACGCAGGUCCGGCCCUCUGAUGAGGGGAAGUUUUCGAGAGGCCAUUCUUUUCGUCGUCCUCCCAUCAUUUUUUCAACUUUCCUGUUUCUCACAUAGCUGUAUUUCCUUCUAUUAGAGCACGCUGAGACAGGAACUGCCACCCCUGCCUCCCUCCCACAUGUUUUUUCUGCCUUUCUCUCUUUGAGACCAACACACAUUCUCCUGCUCAUUCUUUCAGUUCAUUUAUCAGGGCGCAGUGUCUCCGGACGGUCUGUUUCAGCGUGGAUGCUCUCUGGUUCCAUCCUUUUCUCCGUUCGGUAUUCUCUGGUGGGACGUCUACCCACAUUGAUCUUCUGGGGUCUGGCUUCACCUCCAGCUCAGUGGACUCAGGAUGGAAGCAGUUGCUCUUUACAACUUUUGUGCAACGGAAAGUGACGAGCUUAGCUUUCAGAAGGGAGAUGUACUCAAGAUCACUAAUAUGGAAGAUGAUCCUAACUGGUACACAGCAGAGUUGGCGAACAGGAAGGGCUACGUACCUAAAAACUAUAUCAGCGUCAGGCCACACACAUGGUUUGCGGGCCGUAUCUCCAGACACGUGGCCGAGAAUCGACUGCGCCAGCAGGAAUGUGGAAGCUUCUUAGUUAGAGAAAGUGAGAGUGCGCCUGGAGAGUUCUCUAUGUCAGUGAGCUAUGGGGAUCACGUACAGCAUUUCAAGGUGUUAAAGGAUAGAGAUGGGUAUUACUUUGUUUGGGAGGAGAUCUUCCCUUCCUUAAAUCAGCUUGUGGACUUCUACAAGACCAACAGCAUUGCAAAAGAAAGGACUGUGUUUCUGAGGGAUACAGAACAUACACUAAAGAGGCCCCAUCAUGCACAUGCCCUGUUUGACUUCAAUCCAGAGCACAACACCCAGCUGCACUUCCUGCGGGGUGAUAUCAUAGACCUGCUGGACUGCUCAGAUUCUCAACGCUGGAAAGGUCGUUGCCGUGGAUGUGUGGGCUUUUUCCCCCCUGAGUACGUCCAGCCCAUCUAUCACUGACUCUGAAGGACAGUAACAACACUGUGUGUACAUAGCAAUAGUUGAUUGUUAGCAUCGUUCACUGGUUUAAUAUGUCAGGGAUUAUCAAGCUAACUGUGUUUGAAAAUGACUAUGGAACAAGCAAACCUAAUGAAAUGAACAGUUACUAAGACAUAAUCAUGCUGUUGACACUAAGAUGACACAUUUCAGCUUUUUAGAUAAAAGCCCUCAAAUAAUCCAGCAUCACUCAAUGAAAAAAAAAAAAAAAAAUACUGUUGUGUAUUAAAAUGCAAUUGGAAAUUUUAUCAUGAAUUUUAUUAAUGCAAUCUCUUCACUGCACUUUGCUUACAAAUUUGGAUAUUAGCUAAAAAAUUUCUUCAAUCAAUUGCUAUAUUUAUUACAAUUCUUUUCUGUGUAUAUGUUGUUUAUAACUGUUGUUAUCUGCUUCUUUUGAUUAUGUAAAUGUUACAAUUAUGAUGACUGGAUAUUGAAGAAUAUAAACAAGUUAUUAUGCACAUGUCAAUAA